AUGGUUUCGAUAGCAUCUGGCCUCACUCAGGCCCUUCCAAAACCAAAAUAUACAGGCGAAGAUGAAGAGUUACGGGCACAGCAGCGCGGCCCUCGGAUCGUCGGUGCCAACGAAAUCGACAGCACACAGCUCGUCCUAAAGAGAACAGGACCACCCCCAUAUGGAAACCGAGCAGGUUGGCGUCCUCGCGCGCCCGAGGAUUUCGGCGAUGGCGGCGCGUUUCCUGAAAUCCCCGUCGCGCAAUACCCCUGGGGCAAAGGCGAUGGCGCGUCAACUUCCAAUGCGCUCGUGGUGCAAGUCAACAGCGAGGGCAAGGUCGAUUACUCCGCCAUCGCGCGCCAAGGGCACAGCAAAGACCGCAUCAUUCACACUUCGUUCAAGGACCUGAUUCCACUACGACAGCGUGCCGAGGCGGGCGAGUUGGACCUCUCGAGACCUAGCCAGGAGACGGUACAGGAGACGGCCGAAAGGACGAAGAAUGCCCUCGCCAAGCUGGUCAGCGGUGCGGUUGCGGCGCAAAAGCCCAAGAAUGUGAACGUGAAUGGGAGGAGGGACCCGACGUUUGUCAAGUACACGCCGUCGUCGCAGAUGGGGGAUAGUUCCAAGAAGCAGGAGAGGAUCAUCAAGGUGGUGGAGAGGCAGGCGGAUCCGAUGGAGCCGCCCAAGUUCAAGCACAAGAAGAUCCCGAGGGGACCACCGACGCCGCCGCCGCCGGUUAUGCAUUCGCCACCGAGGAAACUGACGGCUGAGGACCAGGAGGCGUGGCGUAUCCCCCCCCCUGUUUCGCUCUGGAAGAACUCGAAGGGUUUCACUGUUCCUCUUGACAAGAGGUUGGCCGCCGAUGGUCGCAACCUCCAGGAUGUUCAGAUCAACGACAAGUUUGCUCAAUUUUCCGAAGCCCUCUUCGUGGCUGAUAGACACGCCAGAGAAGAGGUACGGCAGCGCGCCAUGAUGCAGCAGAGGCUAGCGGAGAAGGAGCGGUUGCAAAAGGAGGAGAAUCUUCGUCAGCUGGCACAACAGGCCCGCGCCGACAGGGCGGGGGGUGGCAGCAGGAGACGGUCAUCUCGCUCCCAAUCUGGGUCUCGGUCUAGGUCCCGGUCUUACAGCGGCUCUGACUAUUCUGGCUCGGAAAGCGACAGCUCUGAGCGUGCGAGGAGGGAGGCUCGGAAGGAGAGGCUCAAGGAGGAAGAGCGGAAGCUCAGGCAGUCACGCAUGGGUGCCGAGAGGAGGGCUCAGGUCAUGGCCCGCGAGAUGGACCGCGACAUUUCGGAAAAGAUUGCUCUCGGUCUGGCCAAGCCGACGCAGUCCAAGGAGGGGAUGUACGACUCGCGGCUUUUCAACCAAUCGAGCGGGUUUAGCAGUGGGUUCAAUGAGGAUAACCCGUAUGACAAGCCGCUUUUUGCGGCGCAGGAUGCGGUUAAUUCGAUUUAUAGACCGAGGGUUAAUCAGGAUGAUGAUGAUGAGGGGGCUGGGGAUAGGGCGAUGGACAGGAUAAGCAAGGGGAAUAGGUUUGGGGAGGCGCUGGGGAGGGGAAAGUUCAAGGGGACGGAGGACAAUGAGCCGAGGGAGGGGCCGGUGCAGUUUGAGAAGGAUACUAGUGAUCCGUUUAAUGUUGACAAGUUUUUGUCGGAGGUGCAGCAGGAGACUGCUGCUGCUGCGGCGGCGGCGAGAUCGGGGAAGAGGGGGUAUGGAUUGCAGCAGGAGGAGGGGGAUAGGAGGAGUAAGAGGACUAGGGUUGAGGAGGAGGAUGAUUGA
Molecule: messenger RNA, 1755 nt
Organism: Podospora anserina S mat+
Lineage: Eukaryota; Fungi; Ascomycota; Sordariomycetes; Sordariales; Podosporaceae
Exons: 2
Coding region: 1-1755 (584 amino acids)
Biological process (GO): mRNA splicing, via spliceosome
Cellular component (GO): spliceosomal complex
Source: RefSeq, a predicted model, not a curated record